AUGUCGAUAGAUGUCGAAUCGACAUCUAUAAGAUGUCAAUUCGACGUCUAUAGACGUCGGCGUUCCGGCUGGGCAACAUGUAAAGAUAAAAAUACACUAAGUUCAAGUGUUGUUGUUUUUAUGCUGAGAGGAUUAAAUGAAAAUUGGAAACAGAACAUCGCGUGGCAUCUUACAACAAAAUCAUCAGAUGAAGAAGACAUGUGUAAAUUAAUUUUAGAAAUAAUUGAGGAUGUAGAAAAAAUAGGUUACAAAGUACACGGUCUUGUCUCAGAUAUGGGAUCAAAGAACCAAGCUGUUUGGCGAACAUUAGGUUUCAAAGUGGGCAAAGAUAAUAACACACCUUUUAUAACUCAUCCUGUACGACCGGAUGAAUCUUUAUAUAUAUUUCCAGAUGUUCCUCAUCUAUUAAAAAAUUUACGAUCAGCUCUAAUGAAUAAUCUGAUUAUAAAAGUAGCUGUAACGGUUAUGCAAUCUGAAGGAUUACCUUGUAAUGAAGUUCGGUUUCGAUAUCUCGAGCAAUUAGAAGAGAUUCAAAGACGUUAUCAGUUGAAACUUGCGCCAAAUAUCACUACAGAUAUCUUGAAACUUUCAAAUUUCAAUAAAAUGAAUGUUGCAGCUGCAGCUCAUAUAUUUUCGGAGAGAACAGCAGCCGCUUUAGAGACUUUAGUACAACUAAAAAUUAUAGAACGAGAUGCGUUAACUACAGCUUGGUUCUUAAGAACAGUCAGAUCCUGGUUUAAUGUUAUGAAUGGUAGAUAUCAAAACGAUGCAAUCACACCAGGAAAUAAACAGAAAAAAGUAGCAAUUAUUGAUAACUUCUUGUAUUUAAUUGAGCAUAUUGUAAUUGGAGGAGCAUGGAAGCCAGUUCAAACUGGUAUCAAAAUAUCAGCUUUAAAUUCGAUGUGGAUUGUAGACAAACUUUUUAAAGAUGGUUAUCAUUACUUUUUCACCUCUCGCUUAAAUCAGGAUGCUUUGGAAAACUUAUUUUCUACAUUGCGAAGACAUGGAAAUGUUAACCCAACGGCUUUACAA
Messenger RNA from Temnothorax curvispinosus, 1032 nucleotides. RefSeq lists its product as uncharacterized. The annotation marks the transcript as partial. Lineage: Eukaryota; Metazoa; Arthropoda; Insecta; Hymenoptera; Formicidae. The record is from RefSeq and is a predicted model, not a curated record. The transcript has a single exon.